ACUCUGUGAUGGCUUGGUGCUUCUAUAAAAGCCACCUUUGGGUCAUCGCAUCUUUCCCACACUAUCUCUCUCUCGUCUCUUCGAACACUUCAAGAAACACUAAACCAGAUUCCUAAAAAAAAACACAGAGCAACUUCACUUCUUCUUCUUUCCUUUGUUCUCUCAACAACUCUCGUUUUCUCUACAUCUUCAAUCUCUGAUUUUCUUACUGGGGGAAGUUUCAAAAUUCUCGAUUUUCUUGUCGAGAAGAUCUCUAAAUCUCACUUCACCUUCUCUGUUUUCUGGAAAUCCCCUGUUUUCUUUCCUACUUCUCUGUUUCAUAAUAGUAAAAAAUGGUGAGCCAAAACGUCGUCGUAGCAGAUGCAAAGACCGGGAUCAUAACUGUCUCUACAGUCUCUAACUCGUCGGUCUUUACUCCUUCCGCUCAAAAACCACCGACUGCUCCUGGUUACAUCUCAAUUUCCAAUAAAAAACUCCUCAAAAACCUCGAGAUCAAUGGAGCUCAAAGCCAAAGACUUACCUCUUGGGUUGACUCCAUGAGAGCUUCUUCUCCUACCCAUCUCAAGUCACUUCCAUCUCUCUCCGCUCAGGAAGAACUCAAUUCUUGGAUCAAACGACAUCCAUCAGCACUCGACAUGUUCGAACGUAUCAUCGAAGCUGCCAGUGGAAAGCAAAUCGUCAUGUUUCUUGAUUAUGACGGUACUCUUUCUCCGAUCGUCGAUGAUCCUGACAGAGCUUUCAUGUCUAGCAAGAUGAGAAGAACGGUGAAAAAAAUGGCUAAGUCUUUUCCAACUUCCAUAGUGACUGGUAGAUGCAUUGACAAGGUUUAUAGCUUUGUGAAGCUAGCAGAACUGUAUUAUGCUGGAAGCCAUGGAAUGGAUAUUAAAGGCCCAACUAAAGGUUUCUCAAGAUACAAUAAGGAUAAACCAUCUAUUUUAUACCAACCAGCCGGCGACUUUCUUCCCAUGAUCGAUGAGGUGUAUAAGCAGUUAGUGGAGAAAACCAAAUCAACAGCGGGAGCCAAAGUGGAGAACAACAAGUUCUGUCUUUCUGUUCACUUCCGUUGUGUCGACGAGAAGAAAUGGAGCGAACUAGCUUUAAACGUUCGGUCGGUGGUAAAGAAGUACCCGACGUUGAAACUGUCUCAAGGUCGAAAGGUUUUUGAAAUCCGACCUAUGGUUAAAUGGGACAAAGGCAAGGCUCUUGAGUUUUUGUUGGAGUCACUCGGAUUUGAGAACAGUAAUGAAGUAUUCCCGAUUUACAUUGGCGAUGAUAAAACCGAUGAAGAUGCAUUUAAGGUGCUACGAGAGAGAGGACAAGGCUUUGGAAUUCUUGUCUCCAAGUUCCCCAAAGACACGAGUGCGUCGUAUUCUUUGCAAGACCCACCCCAGGUGAUGGAUUUCUUGAAACGGCUGGUGGAAUGGAAACAAAUGCAGCAAUAAACAUCGAAGAGGCAUUGAAGUACAUUUAGUAGUCUCUUUAAUGAAAUAAUAAUGAUAAUCAUAACCAUAAGUGCAUAUAUAUAAUAUAUGUAUAGAUAAUAUGUCCAUAUAUCCCUAACCUAUGAUGGACUAAAGAUGGUACAAGAUCCUCAUAUAUAGGUUGAUUUUGUUCAUCAUAACUCUUUUCUUUUAGAAAAAGAGGUUAUAUGAACAAUUAAUACGGGGACUUGGGGAUAUAUAUAUAUAGCCUUCUAUCUUUAUUGUUUGAAGGCAAUUUUUUUCACUUUUCAAGUUAGGCUUAUUGUAUGGGAAGGGGGUAUAUAUAAUAUUGGUGAUACCUUUUGUAAAAUUACAAUGCAAAAUAUGUAUCAUUUUAUGGAAUAUAUAAUAUGAUUAUAUAUUCAGUUCUUUUAUGGAAUAUAUAUUCAGUUCUUUUA
Messenger RNA from Capsella rubella, 1879 nucleotides. RefSeq names its product probable trehalose-phosphate phosphatase J. The record is from RefSeq and is a predicted model, not a curated record. Gene Ontology annotation, molecular function: trehalose-phosphatase activity. NCBI's taxonomy places the organism in Eukaryota, Viridiplantae, Streptophyta, Magnoliopsida, Brassicales, Brassicaceae. Gene Ontology annotation, biological process: trehalose biosynthetic process. The transcript has 11 exons. The coding region runs from base 333 to 1442 and encodes 369 amino acids.